Colletotrichum destructivum is the source of this 1260-nucleotide messenger RNA. Its product is annotated as Putative TauD/TfdA-like domain, taurine dioxygenase TauD-like superfamily. Gene Ontology annotation, molecular function: oxidoreductase activity. The record is from RefSeq and is a predicted model, not a curated record. The transcript has 4 exons. Lineage: Eukaryota; Fungi; Ascomycota; Sordariomycetes; Glomerellales; Glomerellaceae. The coding region runs from base 1 to 1260 and encodes 419 amino acids.
AUGGCCGCCGCUGCAGUUCAAGCCCCGACACUUCCUGGUCCCCCGGGCCAACCAGACAUCGCAUACACCCCCAGCCAUGACAACUACCUGGCUCGGAUCAAGCGUCGCCAAGAGCAGGAAAAACUGGAAAAGUCGUUGCCGGAGGGCUUCCCGCAGAAACUGGAGUCCAAGCUAGUUUGGGACGGCAACACCCUGGCUCAGCACUACAACUGGAACUACGUCCUAACGGAUGCCGACAAGAAGGAGAUCGAUGAGGCGCUCAACCACUUCAAGUCCUUGAAGAAGCCGUUGGGCGAAAUCAGCCAAGAGACAUUCCCGCUGCCUAAUCUCCACCAGACCCUCCGCGAGAUCUCGGAUGAGAUCCACAACGGCCAUGGCUUCAAGGUUGUCCGCGGGGUGCCCGUCGAGAAGUACAGCCGCGAGGAGAACGUCAUCAUCUACGCCGGGGUCUCCUCUCACGUCGCGCCGGUUCGCGGGCGACAAGACAACCAGUUCCAAGGCGAGCCUGCGGAUGUCGUGCUCGCCCACAUCAAGGACCUCACAAAAGUCGUCGACGCCCACCGAAUCGGCGCGCCAGCGUACACCACGGAGAAGCAGGUGUUCCACACUGAUGUCGGCGAUGUGAUUGCCCUCUUCGCUCUCGGCGAGGCCGCCGAAGGUGGGCAGAGCUACUUGUCGAGCAGCUGGCACGUCUACAACGAGCUGGCCAGGACGAGACCCGAUCUGAUUCACACCCUGGCCCAGCCAUGGGACGCCGAUGAAUUCGGAAAGGAUGGCAGAUCCUACAGCAGCAGACCCCUCCUGCACCACCAGCCCGCCGCCGACGGCGUGCCCGAGCGCUUGAUCAUCCAAUACGCCCGACGCAGUUUCACAGGGUACUGGGGCCUGCCGCGGUCGUCUGACAUCCCCCCCAUCACGGAGGCGCAGGCCGAGGCCCUCGACGCCCUGCACUUCCUCGCCGAGAAGUACGCCGCCUCCCUGGACUUCCAUGUUGGCGACAUACAGUACGCGAACAACCUGAGCAUCUUCCACGCCCGUGGGGGGUUCGUCGACUCGGAGGAGAAGCAUCGUCACUUGAUCCGCCUCUGGCUUAGGGAUCCCGAAAAUGCUUGGAAGACGCCCGAGGCGCUGAAGGAGCGAUGGGACCGGGUAUACUCUGGCGUGACUCCCGAGAAGUCUGUGUUUCCCCUCGAGCCACAGAUCCGAAGCGCAAGCAGAGGGGAGUUUAAGCCUGAGGAGAAUGCCGGCUCGACUUCUUGA